AUGAGAAUUCACACAGGAGACAAACCAUUCAGCUGUGAUGAAUGUGGACAAAGAUUUACUCAAAAGACAAGCUUAAAACGACACAUGAGAAUCCACAUAGGAGACAAACCAUUCACCUGUGAGGAAUGUGGACAAGGAUUUACUCAAAAGACAAGCUUAAAACGACACAUGAGAAUCCACACAGGAGACAAACCAUUCAACUGUGAUGAAUGUGGACAAACAUUUAGUCAGAAGACACAUUUAGACCAACACUUGAGAAUCCACACAGGAAACAAACCAUUCAACUGUGAUGAAUGUGGACAAAGAUUUAGUCACAAGUCAGGCUUAAAACGACACAUGAGAAUCCACACAGGAGACAAACCAUUCAGCUGUAAUGAAUGUGGACAAAGAUUUAGUCAGAAGACAAAUUUAGACCAACACAUGAGAAUCCACACAGGAGACAGACCAUUCAGCUGUAAUGAAUGUGGGCAAAGAUUUAGUCAGAAGACAAAUUUAGACCAACACAUGAGAAUCCACACAGGAGACAAACCAUUUAGAUGUGAUGAAUGUGGACAGCGAUUUAAUCAAAAGAUACACUUAAGCCAACACAUGAAAAUCCACACAGGAGACAAACCAUUCUUCUGUGAGGAAUGUGGACAAAGAUUUAGUCACAAGACAAGCCUAGACAUACACAUGAGAAUCCACACAGGAGACAAACCAUUCUUCUGUGAGGAAUGUGGACAAAGAUUUAGUCGCAAGACAAGCUUAGACAUACACAUAAGAAUCCACACAGGAGACAAACCAUUCAACUGUGAGGAAUGUGGACAAAGAUUUAGUCACGAGACAAACUUAGACAUACACCAAAGAAUCCACACAGGAGACAAACCAUUCAGCUGUGAGGAAUGUGGACAAAGAUUUAGUCACGAGACAAGCUUAAAACGACACAUGAAAAUCCACACAGGAGACAAACCAUUCAGCUGUGAGGAAUGUGGACAAAGAUUUAGUCGCAAGACAAGCUUAGACAUACACCAAAGAAUCCACACAGGAGACAAACCAUUCAGCUGUGAGGAAUGUGGACAAAGAUUUAGUCACGAGACAAGCUUAAAACGACACAUGAAAAUCCACACAGGAGACAAACCAUUCAACUGUGAUGAAUGUGGACAAAGAUUUAGUCACAAGUCAAGCUUAAAACAACACAUGAGAAUCCACACAGGAGACAAACCAUUCAGCUGUGAUGAAUGUGGACAAAGAUUUAGUCACGAGACAAGCUUAAAACGACACAUGAAAAUCCACACAGGAGACAAACCAUUCAAUUGUGAGGAAUGUGGACAAAGAUUUAGUCACGAGACAAGCUUAAAACGACACAUGAAAAUCCACACAGGAGACAAACCAUUCAACUGUGAUGAAUGUGGACAAAGAUUUAGUCACAAGUCAAGCUUAAAACAACACAUGAGAAUCCACACAGGAGACAAACCAUUCAGCUGUGAUGAAUGUGGACAAAGAUUUAGUCACGAGACAAGCUUAAAACGACACAUGAAAAUCCACACAGGAGACAAACCAUUCAACUGUGAGGAAUGUGGACAAAGAUUUAGUCACGAGACAAGCUUAAAACGACACAUGAAAAUCCACACAGGAGACAAACCAUUCAACUGUGAGGAAUGUGGACAAAGAUUUAGUCACGAGACAAGCUUAAAACGACACAUGAGAAUCCACACAGGAGACAAACCAUUCAACUGUGAGGAAUGUGGACAAAGAUUUAGUCACGAGACAAGCUUAAAACGAGACAUGAAAAUCCACACAGGAGACAAACCAUUCAACUGUGAUGAAUGUGGACAAAGAUUUAGUCACAAGUCAAGCUUAAAACAACACAUGAGAAUCCACACAGGAGACAAACCAUUCAACUGUGAUGAAUGUGGACAAAGAUUUAGUCACAAGUCAAGCUUAAAACAACACAUGAGAAUCCACACAGGAGACAAACCAUUCAGCUGUGAUGAAUGUGGACAAAGAUUUAGUUGCAAGACAAGCUUAAACAAACACAUGAGAAUCCACACAGGUCAGAGACCUAUUCCCUGUGAGGUGUGUGGUGAAUUAUUUAGGUGGCCUGUCUCUUUAAACAGACACAUGCGUGUCCAUGCAACAUAGAAACGGCAUUUUGAGAAUGUUUUCUAAAAUUUAAAGUGCGUUAUAAAUAAAUUAUUAUUAUUAUUGUUACGGCUGCCACCUGAGUUUUCAGCAGGGUUAAACCUGACUGUUUGUGUACAUUGCAUACAUCUGUUUUGGCUGCUUUUUGAGUUUGAGUUUCUCAUACCCCUAUAAUGGGUCGUAACAAAGUGGGGGCUCGUCCGGGAGCUUAUUUUCUCGUAGUAUAUUUAGCACAGUUGGUGUGAAGCAGUGUGCUUUAUUGUUCUGAUCGAGAUGGCUACGUCCUUUGACUUGGAACGGUUUCUUGCUGCUCCUUCCUGUGUAGCUCUUGACUGUCUCCGCAAAGCUGAUCUUAUGCAGCCUUUUCCCUGUUGGUCCUGAAACAGGCCAUCAAGAGCCAGAUUAAGGCUCUACUGGUGGAGCAGUUGGAAGCUUGUGGGGUGUUAAAAGUGUCUGCAGAAGCAGAAUUUGAACUCCCAGCCCGGAGACUGAGGAGGGGCCGGGGGCUGAAAAGUCGGUGACACCCGUCACUCUGGCCCGGUGUGAUCCACUUUCCUCAAACAGUUUGGAUGCCCAUGCUGGGGCUCGGUUGAAAGUCCGUUUGGAAAGAUUGGAGCUGGAAGCCCGUGAGAAGGCUGAGGCUCACCAAGCGCACAUUGAGUUUGAGUUAUGAAAGUUGGAAAUAGAAGCUGACUAAGCUGUCAGACUCCAAAGGUUGGAGCUGGAAGCUCAAGCCCAGGCACUGCCCACUUUGGCCACCACUGCAGCGGCAGCUCCUUCUGUUUCUGCCACCUUUGAUGUGAGCAAGUGCAUUUCCUCUGUGCCUAAUUUCUGGGAUACAGAGGUGGACUCGUAUUUCGCUCCAUUUGAGUACAUUGCAGGUACGUUGGAAUGGCCAUAUGACGUGUGGCAUUGUUGCAGUGAAAGUGAACUGAAAAAGCACAAGAGGUUGUUUCAGCUCUGCCAUUAAAGGACAGCUUGAGCUACGACACAGUCAAACCCGUAGUUCUCCAUGCUUACGAACUCGUACCUGAAGCUUAUUGCCAGAAAUUUCGCCAGCAGAAACAAUCUGCGGGUCAAACUUAUGUGGAGCACAGAUGGAAAUGAAAAGUACUCUCUUUGACAAGAGUUUAAGAAAUGCAAACCAGAGUGCAUCGUGUUGUAUCUAAACGAGCAAAAGGUGAGUUCGCUUUCAUCUGCUGCGUUGUUAGUGGAUGAAUAUGUGCUGACACACAAAAUAUCACUGCCAGUCUGUGAGGAUAAGUUCCUCAAUCGUUCUGACUGUUCCAACUUUCAGAAAAGUGCUGAGGUAACAAGCACUCACCCUGUGAAAGAACUUUAAUUUGUGAGAAGUCCUGAGGUGCAGGAGUGCUUUUAUUGUCACAAACUCGGUCAUCUCAUUGCUGAGUGUGAAGUUUUGAGAUGCAAGAACCACCGCAAACCACAGCCGCAAGGUGUAUGUUUGGUCUGGACACAGGCUCACUGCAGAGGUUCCCAGUCCCUCAUCUUGGCUGACGCACUGUCUUUCUCCGACGCUACUUCAUGUGGGCAUAAUGUAGUGAACAAAGGAAUAGAGAUGGCAUAUGUGCCCAGAGCGGUACAUCGUGUGCACAUUAGGACAGAUUUAAUUAGUGGUAUUUUUCCUGUAGCCGUAUGUCCAGAAUUACCUCUGAAGGGGAUAACUAUGCUAAUAUGCUAAUGGGGAAUGAUAUAUCUGGUGGUCGUGUAAUAUUAGAUGUUCCUGUAGUUGAUGCUUCACCAGAUUCCCGUUUGUUAUUCAGUUUGUAUCCAGCUUGCGCAGUAAUUUGUGCAUAAGCUUAAAGCCAAGGCCAUGCGGCUAGUCUUUCAGACACAGCCUUGUCACAUUUAUUUGCAGAGGAACCUGUUCCUGUUCACAUUCCUCUCAAUGAGGACGUUGCUCCAUCAGAAGCUGAUGAACAGACUAGCGGAGAAGUCUUGUCAUCAGACCCUGAUUCUGACAUAUUACCACUAGCUAGCGAGACAUUAAUGGAGGCUCAGGCUUCAUUUUCACUCAAAACAAUAGAAACUGGUUUAUUUAACUUUAACAGCUGUCCACUGCUGACAUUAUUUGUUGCACUCUCUCAUACCCCAAAAGUGGGUCGUAACGAUUAUUAGGCCCGAGCACCGAAGGCGGUGCGAAGGCCUAUUGUAAUUAUUAUUAUUAUUAUUAUUAUUAUUAUUAAACAUGAGAAGUUUCCUCCAAAAUAGCAAAUAAAUCCCAAAGUUCUGUGCGGGGUGAGUGUGGUGUGUAUUCUCUCUUGAAAUAAGCUAGACCUUCGCCUGGUAAAGAAUCCUGUAGUGCCAAACCCAAAUCCAGGUGAAGGUGUAAAUCGUCAGCCAGACAUGUAUGUGUACAGAGCAUGGACAAACGCUGAUGUAAUGAAGACAACUGAAGGAAUUCCCAAGCCUUGGACUGUUGAAGCUAGGGCUGCAACUAUUAGUCGUCGUUGUCGACAGUAGUCGACAGUAGUCGACAAUAAAAAUAGUCGACAACGAAUUUAGCCGUCGACUAUUGUCAGCAAAAA
Messenger RNA from Melanotaenia boesemani (Boeseman's rainbowfish), 4667 nucleotides. RefSeq names its product zinc finger protein 721-like. Bases 1 to 2121 code for a protein of 706 amino acids. The record is from RefSeq and is a predicted model, not a curated record. NCBI's taxonomy places the organism in Eukaryota, Metazoa, Chordata, Actinopteri, Atheriniformes, Melanotaeniidae. Gene Ontology annotation, biological process: regulation of cytokine production; negative regulation of transcription by RNA polymerase II; regulation of immune system process. The transcript has a single exon.